Messenger RNA from Trematosphaeria pertusa, 5717 nucleotides. RefSeq lists its product as uncharacterized. The record is from RefSeq and is a predicted model, not a curated record. NCBI's taxonomy places the organism in Eukaryota, Fungi, Ascomycota, Dothideomycetes, Pleosporales, Trematosphaeriaceae. The coding region runs from base 297 to 5441 and encodes 1714 amino acids. Gene Ontology annotation, cellular component: membrane. The transcript has 3 exons.
GGCUGCGACCACCAUCUCCUCCCCUUGCAUUGUACAUAGUCUCUAUUUCUGCUUGCGCAAUCAAUUGCAGCAUGCCUGCGCAUCGUUGUCUCUAACACUUGCCCUAUUUCGCGAGAACAGCCCUAUCGCUCCGCAGCGCACCUCCGCAGCACCUCCGUCGCCCGUGCACAUCCUCUUAGCGUAACCAGCGUACCGAACUUGCGCAACGCCAUCGCCCACGCCGGGGCCCUCCGUCGCAGUUUGCUCCCACGCCCAUAUCUCCCCAAGCAUCUGGACCCACAUGAGCCCGUGGCAGCAUGGAGAACCGUGGGAACAGCGGCUCCUACUCCUCGCGGGCCGCCAAGCCCGCGCAGCAGCCGCUCCCAGAUGGCUACUCGAAGAAGGGCGCCUCGUACCGGCGACCAAUUGAUGCGCAACCGGCGCCCGCGAAGCCCAUCCCGAGCAAUUCGGCGCGCCCAGUUGCAGCCGCACCCGCUACCAACGGCGUCUCGCGAAGCUCCUCCCACCGCCGACGACAGAGCCAGCAGAUACCUCCUCCUACAACGGCCGUAUCGACCGAGCCCUUGCCCGCCGCCCCUGACGUGCCUCGGGGACCACCCACGUCAUAUAGAGACCCGUAUGCGCCGAAAGCCAGUUCUCGAGUGCCCACCCGGUCGUACUCGGGACGAUCACGAGACCCGACCAUUCAGGUGAACUCGAGCAGACAGCAACCGAACAUCACGAUACCUGCCGAGAGGUUGCAGCAGCUGCGCUCGCCCCCCUACUCGCCCGUUGAGCCGCUUUCUGGGACCAUUGAGAGCGUAAGAAGGAACUCACAGUCACGUAGACCCUCUGUGCCGGAUCGAUCGCCGCUACAGAAGCUGGAGGGGAAGCUCGAUGACAUCAGCAAGGAGGAGAGAAGAGCCAGGAUUCUGGAAAUAGAGUUGGCGGCGCAAGAGAAGGCUGAAGCCGAGAUGCGCGCUCGCCGAGCACGAGAAGCGGCGGAGAAACAGCAACGGGUCGUAUCGGGGCCAGUGCCCAGUUCAGACCUAAGCACCAGUGCUACAGUUGGGAAACGCCAUGCUUCGAUGCCCAUACAGAAGCCCAAAGCCCCGCCCGACGACGAUUUGAGCGAGUCCGAUGACGGUUUCAUGUACGAUCUGAGCGACCCAUGGGACCCAUCAGCAGGCCGGAGGGCAACGGGCCCACACAGGGCGCCGUCUCAGUCAAAGGGCCAACAGCUGCCUCCUGGCUCCCAGCACCAGAAGCACACUUUAAAUCAUGUGGAUGCGAGCGUAGGACGUACAUCGAGCAUGAAGGGGAAGGAACCCGCUGGAGUCUCACGAGGAACGGGCAGUUUCCGGGAACGUGCGGGAGCGCCGAGAGGCCUGGACGGAACGGUACAGCCUGCCCAGAAGGUGGAACGUAAGCCAAUCCCUGUACCCACCGGAUUAGGGCUCUAUGGGGUGGAAGAUGCUCCUAGUGCUUCGCGACCGGUCGGCGCCAGCAUAAGUCGGUACGACAGUAAAAGAUUGUCCAAGGACCUACCUCCGACUCCGAAUGAUAAAACAAGAGAUAGCAGAGGUAUAGUCGCCGCCCGGAUGGAGAGGGAACAGCAGCGCAUCGAUCAAAAGAAUGGUGCCAGAGGAAUGGGCCAUCUUCACCCCCACGACCCUCCAACCGCUCCUACGGUUACUACACGUCGAGGCGUGGGUUUCGCGGACCUUGUGUCCGAGCCACAACCUGAUGAAUCUCAAGAGUCUCAUCAUCACCACCUGCCUGACGUAUUCUCACAUCAUGACGAUAGGCGGUAUGUGCCUUCACCAAUGCUCGAAGAGUGGAGAAGCGCCCCAAUCGCUUCGCUGGUUGAAGACGAUCUUGAUCUGGAAGCACCCGCGAGAUCAGAUAGCGGAAAGAAGGCUUGGUGGGAGGAGAGUACGUCCACGCGACGGCGACGCUCGAGCGGAUAUGUGGAAGCCUCUUACGACGGCUACGUGGAUCCCCCAGCUACACAAACUACCUUCAAUCCACCGUUGUAUCUAAAGUGCGGCCCGCUCUUGCGCUACACUGGCCUGCGCAGAGAUCGAAGUAGAGUGGGAAAGGAGCGUGAAAUAUGGCGCGGCAGCGUCAUGAUUGUGACAAUCGACGAGCAGUCAUCAUACCAAAGGCCACCCACGCUGCGACUCUUCAAACAACCGAUGGAUCUCCUUCCACCCCCGCCGGCUGACGUGGACGGCGACGACCUUGAUCCAGCACAUGUUGAUCCCCUGUCUGGUCAGACCAAAGUGUCCCGAACUGGAAAGACUCUAUAUGCCAAACCAGUGGAGGAGAUCCCUGAGAAUGAGGACAUCUCUCGAAUUGAGGAUGACAGCGGUCUUUUCGCAGAAUUUCGAAGCGCAUCCGCCCUACAGAGUUCCAGUACUCAGAAGUCCUCUCGCAUCCGCAAGAAGGAUGGAGAGAAGCUAGGCAAGGUACGGGAGAUCCCUGGCAUUAGGCUCUACGCUGAACGAGGUGUUACCUUCUGGCGUUUCAAUCUGGAGGUAGAGCUCGGCGCGACACAGGCACGAAUCGCCUACAGAAUCAAUCGCGGUCCAGCUGUUGGUUUCUGGGUCCCUGCUAAGGGCGAGACGAUGAACAUAAUGUUCCACAGCUGUAACGGAUUCUCACUGAGCGUAGACUCGAAAGAGUUCUGUGGCCCAGACCCUAUGUGGCGAGAUGUCUUGAACAACCAUCAGACACGUCCGUUCCACGUCAUGAUUGGUGGAGGUGAUCAGAUCUACAAUGAUGCGGCGAUGCGCCAAACGACGCUUUUCAAACAAUGGACGGAGAGCAAGAACCCGUUGCAGAAACACAACGCCUCCUUCUCCGAGGAACUGCAGAACGAGCUGGAGCAGUUUUAUCUAGACCGGUAUGCAAUGUGGUUCUCGCAGGGUUUGUUUGGCAUGGCGAAUUCCCAGAUCCCCAUGAUCAACAUCUGGGAUGACCACGACAUCAUUGAUGGAUAUGGAUCGUACCCUCAUCACUUCAUGCAGACGCCAGUCUUCACAGGUCUCGGCGCUAUUGCUUUCAAAUACUAUAUGCUCUUCCAACACCAGUCUAUUGCCGCUGAGACUGAGAAGACAGAGCCUUCGUGGGUCCUAGGUGCUCAUCCAGGGCCAUAUAUCAAGGAGCAGUCGCGCAGCGUCUUCAUGCAUCUUGGGCGACAGGUCGCUUUCCUGGGUCUGGACUGCCGCACCGAACGUCAACGCGAUGAAAUAAUUACGGAGGACUCAUACGACGUCAUUUUCGAUCGUCUGGAAGCCGAAAUUAUCAAAGACGAGACCAAGCAUCUGCUCGUGUUGCUUGGCGUUCCCAUCGCUUAUCCUAGGCUCAACUUCCUCGAAAAUAUACUCACGAGCAGGCUUAUGGACCCCAUUAAGGCCCUUGGCCGCGCUGGACUGCUCGGCAACUUUGUCAAUAAAUUCGAUGGUGGAGUCGAGAUCUUAGACGACCUGGAUGAUCACUGGACAGCGAAACAUCACAAGGACGAACGCAACUGGCUCAUUCGCGAACUGCAGCACAUUGCUUCCACUAAGUCCGUGCGUGUCACAAUCCUCGGAGGUGACGUCCAUCUCGCGGCUGUUGGGCAAUUCUACAGCAACAAGAAGCUCAAUAUCCCAAAAGAUAAGGACCAUCGAUACAUGCCAAAUGUGAUCUCAUCCGCCAUCGUAAACACGCCACCCCCUGAAAUGAUGGCGGACAUCCUGAACAAGAGGAACAAGAUUCAUCAUCUCGAUGAUUAUACCGACGAAGAUAUGAUUCCACUAUUUACCCAUGACGUUGACGGUAGGAAGAGGAACAAUACCCACCUUCUCCAGCGACGGAACUGGUGUAGCCUUCGCGAGUACAAACCAGGCACGACCCCUCCAACAACACCAUCCCCUCCCACCUCACCCGGCACAGAGGGACCAAGGCUCGCUCGAACACUCUCGGACUUCACCCCCGGGAAGGUGGUAAGACGUAUGAGCGGUGGUGGCCAAAGAGGACGGGAACAUGGCCCACCAGUGUCCUAUUAUAAUAAUCCCGCGAACGUCGAAGCCGAAGAACAUCAGAUCGGGCCUCAAUCCUCCUUCUCGCCCGAACGCCCUGAACGCCCUCGUUCCAGGCGGAACUCCCUCACCUCCCUGUUCCGCCGCCGAGCCUCCGUCGAUAGCGUCAAUCCGCCGGGAUCUUCACACACUAUGCCAGUAAAACGCAGCUCCUUUGGUCGCGACAAUAGCCAGUCGUCUGAACGCCCUUCCAACUUCCACCGCCGUCCCAGCACCCUAGGCAAGAAGGGUCUAGCGCAUGAAAGUACCUACAUCAACCUAGAAGGCGGCCUAGACAUCUGCUUGAAUCUAGAGGUCUCGCAACACGAUCCUGCCGGCAUAACGAAUCCGUACCGCUUGCUUGUUCCCGCGCUCGACUACACCACCUCAGAAGCCGGCAUAGUACAAAAGGAGCGUCGAAAGUCGCGCAUCGGAAGCAUGUUCGGCGUGUUCGGUGGGGGCAGGCGGCACCACACCGUCGGUGACGAUGGGUACUCGCAUUCCAGCGGCGAGGCCAGCGAGAGCGGCAGCGAGGCGGGAGACAUGAACGAGGAAGAGCGCGCGCGUCAAAGGUAUAAAGUCGGGCCACGACUCCUAAUCCCCGGCUUUACAAACCGCAAGCGCAACUCCUCCCACUCCCAACAAGCUCCCCACUCUCCCAGCCAUCCUGCUAACCCGCCCUCUGCUCCAGGACCGGGACCCGUCCGCGACGCGGCCCCCGCUCCCGCCCCCCAAAACCGCCGUCAAAGCGUCGACAUCCCCUCGCCGCACACUGCACAUCCGCCGCCCUCCUCUGCCUGGGAAUCCGUCGCCGCUCGCCGGCACGUGUCGGCCCCAGCUCCCACCCAACAUCCAACUUCUUACAGCCACACACAGACCCAAACAGCCGCAACCGCCCUGCCAUCUCGCUCCAACUCCAACCGUCAGCCGACUUACAAUUCGUCCCACAAAUCACAAUUACCGGCCCCUCGCGCACCGGAACAAGACGAGCUGAAAGUGCACCGGAGGAGCAUGGGCGGUAUACUGAAUCAGCAUCGGGACGAGAGAUUCGAGCGUGAGGCGCAUGUGCUUGCACAUACGCCGUCGCAGCACGCGAGGUCGAAGAGGGAUUCAUAUCCGCCGCACCCGGCGAUUGUAGGUGCUGGGCCUGGGAGUCCAUAUACCAGGGGCGCGGUGCAGGCGAGGGAUGACACUGGAGGGGACUAUUUUUCUAGCGGUGGGCGGCAUGGGACUGCGGGAGUUGGAGCACCUUACCUCGGCGGAGGGAGGUACGCAGACGAUGACGAAGACAGCUAUGAUGGCAGGAGCGACGAGAGGAGUUUUAGCGGCGCAGAGAGUCAGAGUCAGGAGAGCUUCGUCCCGCCGAAGAAGAGCAAGUGGAAGAUUUGGCGCUGAUGAGCAAGAGGAGGGUUUCUAUAGGACGCGUUAUGAUUCACGUAAUGAUGGUUGGGAAAAUGGUGGAAUGGAUGGUAUGGAUUGGAAAAGGAGGAUGUUGGCUUGGGAUGGGAUGGGAAGGGAAAAUGCAUCGAUGGAAGCGUCUUUAGCAUAGCGUGUUUCAUUUGGAUUUGAGCUUGCUUCGUUUCGCUGUAUACCUCCUAUGCGCCGUUUAGCAAGUAGAUGACCCCUUGUGAACCCCGACAAAUGAGACGAGAUGGAUAAUUUCUCCUUGCU